Silurus meridionalis is the source of this 7162-nucleotide messenger RNA. It is a transcript of the gene akap13b, whose product is annotated as A-kinase anchoring protein 13. Gene Ontology annotation, cellular component: actin cytoskeleton; membrane. Gene Ontology annotation, biological process: adrenergic receptor signaling pathway; regulation of Rho protein signal transduction; positive regulation of canonical NF-kappaB signal transduction. The coding region runs from base 1 to 6441 and encodes 2146 amino acids. The transcript is spliced from 33 exons. NCBI's taxonomy places the organism in Eukaryota, Metazoa, Chordata, Actinopteri, Siluriformes, Siluridae. The record is from RefSeq and is a predicted model, not a curated record. Gene Ontology annotation, molecular function: guanyl-nucleotide exchange factor activity; MAP kinase scaffold activity.
AUGCAGCACCAGGAACCAGCUGAGGGAUUAGUGCUUGAUGUUCCCCUUGUGGCUGAGGAACACAUAAGAGAAACUCAAAUGGAUCAUCAGACUUUAUUUCCUGAGACUGAGGAAUGUUUUUUGCCAGGUUCGGAAAGCGAUAUCCAACAUGAAACUUCUCAAAUGCCUACCAAGGAACCAUCUCAGGAGCAUUGUGAGCCACAACCUGACAUUAAGCACUUUCCGAUCAUGGAUCCCAUGGACCAGAUCGGAGAUCCAGGAAGCUCAUAUCAGUCUCUGCUCUUUGCUUUGGACCAAAGGUCAAAAGUUUCUCCUGAUUUGAUGUCUGAAGAAGCAGGAUGUGGUUUAGAAUCGAAGCUUGAAAGGGAACCAGUAGCAUUCCAGACACCUCCUGAGUCGCCCUGUGAGUAUUUCUCAGUCGAUGGUUUCAUCAAAAUGAAUGAUUCCAUUGAAGAGCUAUUUCCAGCUUCUGUGGAACUUAGCCAUGCUGCAGGUUCAAGAGCAACCAUGGAGGUGGGUGAGAAGGUGGAAACGGAGAUGCCAGAGUUGUGUGAAAUCUCAAAAAAGUCUCCUGUAAUGAUUCUGUGUGGUUCUUUCUCCAAACUGACCAUCAGGGGAAGCCCUCCUAAUCUUCAUCUUGACAGCACAACCUCAGAGAAUAUCGAGAGAGAAGCAGUGAGUGCUGGUGAUUCAGAAGCCUCCACUACACAUUCCACAGAGAUAGAGAUGGAGGAGACCAAAGAGGAGGUCAUGAAGUUGGAACCAGAGUUUGUCGAGAAGUGUGAGAGAUCAGAACCUUCUCAGAUAUCGGCUGAGGGACCACCAUGUAAUUCUGUAUUUAAAAUAGAGAACCUUGAAGGAACAGCAGUGAUUGAACAUGACCAACCUCCUGAAUAUUCUGAUGUUCAGGAGAAGUUGCUGAAGGUGCCUUCACAGCUCGGUGAGAACCCAGAAAUUGCAUCACUGCCUUGUGAACCGUUAUCUCCAUCCAUUUCAGUUUCUAAGAACAUCACCGAGCUGCAUUCUGAGGUCAUUAACCAAACAUUUGGAGACCUACAGCCUGAACUUGUGACAUCUACAGAGACAGUUGUAGAAACACCUCAUAUCCCUCAUUUGGAAGUUAACAAGUUUAAGGAAGAUACCAUAGAACAAUUUGAGGGCAUGACCUCUGAGGAGAGCAUUAGUGGAACUCCUGAUGUCCCUCAUGAGCUCAUUGCAUCAUCUGGGGAGACAACUGUGGAAACAUCUCCUGACCCUCUUCCUGAGGCUAAAACGUCAGAGAAAAGCACUCAAGACCAACAACCCAAGAUCUCUGAGGAUAGCAGUCGUGAGACAUCUCUUGACCUCCCUCAUGAUCUCAUCACAUCCUCAGUAGACACAAGUGGAAAAGCGUCUCAUGUUCCUCAUCCUGAUAUAAACAGACAUGAAGAAAGCAACCAUUUCAAGCAUCUUGAUGAAAGCAGAAAUGACCUUCAUGACCUCAAGCAUGAGGUCACAUCUUUCCAAGAAAGCAUUAGAGGAACUCCUGAGUUCAAUCAUGAUCUCAUCACAACUUCUGAGGAGGCAAUCGGAGAAACAUCUUGUGAGGGUAACAGAUCUCAGGAAAAUGUUCUAGACAAACAAGCUGAGUCCAUGAGCUGUGAGACGAGAAAAAAUGAAACAUCUCAAGAUCCCAAUUUUGAGGUCACAACCUCAGAGUGUGACCUUGAAGGCCCAAAUUAUGAGCUGAUAACAUGUGGAGAAAUGGCUCUUGAAGAGCAACUUGAGGUCACAUCCUGUGAGGAGAGCAUCGGACAAACACCUCAUCACACCCAGUGUGAAGAGAAAGCCUGUGAGGAGAACCUCAGGACCACACUGGACUUCAUGAGCACUGAGGUGGAACGCUGUCUAGCUGAAGCUCCAGUUCACACGGAGACUACGAGUCUGGAUGCUCCGGUUUCAGGUGAUGAUUCAGGUUUGGAUCUAGAGAACGUUCCCACUCCUGGAUUAGUUCAGAUCUCAGAUCUCGACCAGCCAGUGGAUUUGGAUAGUGGUAAUGGAUUAGAUAUGGAUGUCUGCUCUUCUGUGGAAGUGAAUAGUGGAUUAAUCCAGGAUGUACCACCUUUGGAGAAUGUUAUUUGUGAAAGUGGAGCCCUGGAUGAGGAGAAACAUCAGGCGAAAAAGGAGGAAGAGGUCGAGGAACCAAAAGAGGAGCAAAUAGCAGGUGAUGUGGAACAAUCCGGAGUCGAGACAAAGCGCACCCCCCAGAGUGAUCAGAUCCACAGAGAGGAGGAGGAGGAAGUGUUGUAUUCUAUAAGUUCAGAAUAUCUGAAGCAGGACUGCAGUAAAGAAAACAAACAAACAGAUGUUACAGAUGUUGCAGUUGCAAGUGUGUGUCGGUCCGUAUCUGCCACCUCACUGCCCGGGUCCGAGUCCGUCAGUGAUGGAGACUCGCUGUUGGGCCAAGACACGACUGAUGACACUGUCUUCAAGCAGAGUGAAGACACGCUCACCCUCACCAGUGGAAUUUCCAUGACUGGAUCCAUUUCUACAGAUGACUCCUCCAUCACACACACUGCAGGAGAAACUGAGGAAGAGGAGAAGAAAGAUCGACUGAUGGAGGUUUUGGAGCGUUCCUCUGUUCUUCGCUCUACCAGCCGCUCUCUCUCUCCAUCACGUAGACACAGUUGGGGACCGAGCAAGAAUCAGAUCGGAGAGAUGAACAUGGGCCAGCGCAGUGUGCUGCAGGUUGAGGGUGGAGGAAAGCCAGCAGGUCACAGGAGAAGUAUGAGCUGGUGUCCAUCACAUGUUCCUCAUCCUGAGAUGGAAGAGAUGAAUUCCAGAAGUUACAGUCUGGAAGGUUUAGCUGCUAAUGAUGAGGUGAAGAUGCCGAGCAUAAGACCGUCUACACACUUAUCCAUGACUGAGAGAGAGGAGAGAGGAUCCCUCGCUUCUCUCACUGAGGAGGAGAAUGAGAGCAACAUGGGGGAUAACGGCAGUUUAGAUAACCAGAGAACGGUUCAGGACGCUGGCGUGUUUGUUCCUCCUCAUCAAACACUCACCAAAUCCAUAUCCAUGUCAGCGAUCAGCCCAAAAGACCUGGAUGCGAUUGGACGAGCUCGGCCCAAGCGGCGAAUCAGCUUCUCCUUCAGCGUGUCGCCCCGCCUCCCCAAACCUAAACCUCUAUUCGCUUUCGGCUCUUCAUCCAGUGAUGAAGAGGAAGCAGGAAAUGUGCCUGUGUCAAGUGCCGCUGCAGGAUCUCAGGAGUUCAGUAUAUCAGAGGAGGACCCCGCCCCACUGAGGAGUGAUUCUGAGGUCAAAGUAACGAAAGUGAGCCGCACCUUCAGCUACCUCAAGAACAAGAUGAGCAAAAAGAGCAAGGAUAAAGAUCGGGAGAAGAUUAAAGAUGUUAAAGAGAAGAAAAUCUUUAAUGGUCACCUGUUCAACUCCUCCCUGACUCCGCCCCUAAGCCCCUGCUUACAGUGCAACCGACCAAUCAGCAUGAAGGAUGCUCUCACCUGCACAAACUGUAACGUCCACAUCCACAAAUCCUGCAGAGACGCGCUGCCCCUGUGUGCUAAAGCUAACAUCAAGCAGCAGACGGUCACGGACUCGGCUCUGCCCCCCGGCAUUCUCUCACGUGGAAAAUCUGCGUCAGCGCGAGAACGUCCUUGGUCCACUUUCUUGCUUCCUGAUGACCAGGUGUCUCUUCCGGCUCCUCUUCCUCCCCGGAAAAAUUCCUCCAUCAUGUCGUUUAACAGCGGCUCUCUGUCCAAAAGCAUCUCCAUCAGCAACAUUGCUGGGCAGUUGGAUGAGGCUCCUCUGAAAGCAUUAAAGAUUCUCUCUCAGUCCACCGACUCGCUCAAUAAGCUGGGGAAAGUGAACGAGUCCACAGAGUCUCUGACUGAUGAAGGUACAGAGCUGAUGGACAGUCACCUAAUGGUGGAGUUCGAGGCAGAGGUGAAGGAGCUGGAAGCAGAUUCCUGGAGCUUCACUAUGGACAAGAAAUACCUGAAACAGCUGAAAAAAGACAUAAUCAAGAGGCAGGACGUCAUCUAUGAGUUGAUCCAGACGGAGAUGCACCAUGUGAGGACUCUGCGUAUCAUGUCUGAGGUGUACAGUAAGGGUCUGCAGAAGGAGGUGCAGGUGGAUGUGGAGACGUUGGAGAAGAUGUUCCCUGUGUUGGAAGAGCUGAUGGAGCUUCACACACACUUCCUUACACACUUGCUGGAGAGACGGAGGGAGUCGCGUGAGGAGGAGACGGCGAGAGAUGGAGGCUUUGUCAUCCGCCGGAUCGGAGACGUGCUGCUGGAUCAGGUGACAGGCUCCAACGCUGAAAAGAUAAAGAAAGUUUAUGGGAAGUUCUGCAGUCGCCACAACGAGGCUGUAAAUGUCUACAAAGAUCUGCACACACGCGACAAACGCUUUCAGGCUUUUAUCAAGAAAAAGAUGAGUAGUGCGGUGGUGAGGAGGUUGAGUAUUCCUGAGUGUAUCCUGUUAGUCACACAGCGCAUCACCAAAUACCCCGUCCUGCUCCAGAGACUCCUGCAGCACACCCGUGAGCCGGAUGAGGAGCAGGCGGAUGUAGCCGAGGCUCUGCGGCAGGUGAAGGAGGUGCUGACGGGCGUGGACUCGAAAGUAAAUGAAUAUGAGAAGAGGAGGAGACUGAAGGAGGUCUACAGCCGUACAGACAGCAAGUCCAUCAUGAGGUUGAAGAGUGGACAGAUGUUUGCCAAAGAGGAUCUGAUCAGGGGGCGAAAACUUUUGCACGAUGGACCGCUGCAGGUCAAAAACGCUGCCGGACGACUGAAAGAUGUACAGGCUUUGCUGCUUUCCGACGUGUUUGUGUUCCUGCAGGAAAAAGAUCAGAAAUAUGUUUUCGCCUCACUGGAUCAGCGCAGCACAGUGAUCUCGCUGCAGAAGCUGAUCGUGAGGGAGGUGGCGAACGAGGAACGUGGGCUGUUCUUCAUCACGGCGGGGAUCGAGAAGCCUGAGAUGGUGGAGGUUCAUGCCAGCACCAAAGACGAGAGGAACACGUGGAUGCAGCUUAUCCAGAGCGCCGCUAGCACCUCCAUUGAUAAAGAAGAUGAUGAAGGAAUCCCAAGUGAAAACGAGGAGGACAAGAGACUGCAGGAGAACAAAGCUAAAGAGAUGAGAGACCAGCUGCAGAAGAAGGACGAGCAGAUUGUGACUCUGUUGGAAGAAAAAGUGCGUCUGUUCCGUGAGUUGUGCGACUGCGCAAAUCAGGACGAAACGUCUCUACGUAGCAGCAUGAUGUUCAGGGCGACAAAUGAUGAUGUCAUCAAGGGAGAGCCAAUCAUCAAAGACGCUCUGAAGGAAGUUGAGACGUUACAGGAGCUAGUAAACAGCACUGUUGCAGGACAGCAGGUGUGUGUGGGACAGGAGGACUCGAGUGUGUGUGCAGGGUCCGUGAGUUUACCACGCAGAGCCGAGACGUUCGGGGGCUUCGACUGCCACCAGAUGAACAUCUCAAAGAAUGGAGAACGUGAGGAAGCAGAUGAUCUGCGGAGAACCGAAUCAGACAGUGUUCUGAAGAAGGGGGGCACUGCAAACCUGCUGCUCUUACACAAGAGGAACAGUGAGCAGGUUCUCCAGAGCGUCACUCAUCUUCACGACCUGCUCAACACCUUACAGGCUGUGGUGGUUCAGCAGGACACAUUCAUCGAGGAGCAGCGCCAGGCUCUGAUCUCGUCGUCCCACCGUCACCCCUCUGUCUCAUCCUUGUCCUCCGUCUCGUCUUUAUCGUCGUCUUCGUCUCGGCCGAGCUCUCUGAUGGAGCAGGAGAAGCAACGUCAGGAGGAGAAGGUCCGAGAGGAGGACAGGAGACGGAGAGAGGAGGAAGAUAGGAAGAGGAAAGAAGAGGAGGAGGAGAGGAGGAGACGGGAGGAGGAGCUUGCACUGAGACAGGAGAGACUCCAGGCCAUGGAGGACGAGACGCAGAGGAGACGAGAGCAGCUUCAGCAGGAGCAGCAGGAGCUUAGCAACCAGAAGGAGGAGUACCAAAAAGACCUGCUGAAGCUCCGAGAUGACCAGAGGAGACUGGAGAAAGAGAGAGAGCAGCUACACAUACAAACACAGCAAUACAAAGCAGAGCAGGACUCGGUGGAUCAGAGACCGCGUACCUCCUCCACUGCCUCAGAAGACUCGCUGAAGUUCCUGAGCUCCACAGAGGCAGCUGAAGGCGUGGAGGUUUUCUCUCGCGCAGACUCCAAGCGCAAAGCCAAGAACCUGAACCCGUUCUCCUCCACGUCCGCCCACAAGAGCGGCGCCACCGAGCCACAGCCACCAAAACCCACCUGCCUGCUGCAGCUAACCAAACCCAGAGACAAGAAGGAGAAGAAGAAGAAGAAAGGAAAAGGAGGACAGCAGAGUCAGGCCACAGAACCCCUCGGUGCAGCAGCUCCCAAACCUUCAGCGGAAAAAGACGUUUAUUUCUGCUGACCUCAAUAUUUCAUUUCUUUUACACCCAUGUAUGCACUUUAUACACACACACACACACACACACACACACACACACACACACGUACUUAUGCACCUGGGUGUGUGUGUGUGUGUCUCAGUGUUCAUAACACCACUGUGGGCACUUUGUUUAUUUGUUGUUUUCUUUCUUUAUUUACACUUUUGGGGAUAAAAACAGGAGAUUUUUGAGCAGGAAAUUCGGCUGGAAAGUUCCGAAGAUUUCUGCCAAAACAAACUAAACAAAUCACGAAGAAACUUCCAAUCACAUGGUGUCAUUUGCCCCUUUUUUAUUUAUUAUUAUGUUUUAAAGCUUUUUUUAAAUUUUUGUUUAUUAUAAUUAUUGUUCUGAUUGUUGCUCCUGACGGCAGGAUGAAUUCAGCUUUAUUCAUCAUUUGGUCCAAAAACACCAUCUGAUUAUAUUAUUUGGAGAAAAUUGAAAAAUAUCCUGGUAAAAAAAAUAAAAUACACAAAAAGUCACCCUGUGAGAUCAGUCCAUCUCCAGAUACUGUCACUGAUAACAUGCACUGCAGUUACAGUAAAAAAAUACAACAAAAAUCUGUAAUAAAUUCCAUCAUUUAUAUUGAAUUUUUUUGUAAACUUACACCAAUUAAUUCACAGCUUUAAUCCAGUGACAUGUACAGAAUUGUGUCAUGUGACGUUUAAUAUUUUCUAGAAACCUGUAUAAAGAAAGACUGUUUAUUUA